Anopheles stephensi (Asian malaria mosquito) is the source of this 1562-nucleotide messenger RNA. It is a transcript of the gene Alg1, whose product is annotated as chitobiosyldiphosphodolichol beta-mannosyltransferase. Gene Ontology annotation, cellular component: endoplasmic reticulum. The coding region runs from base 104 to 1429 and encodes 441 amino acids. Gene Ontology annotation, molecular function: mannosyltransferase activity. The record is from RefSeq and is a predicted model, not a curated record. Lineage: Eukaryota; Metazoa; Arthropoda; Insecta; Diptera; Culicidae. The transcript is spliced from 3 exons.
AAGCUAGAAUACUUUGACACCAAAACACACAACAGCUUGUUGCGCCACGUUCAAGCCAGUUAUGUUUUGAUUUAUUUGGAAGUGCAUUUUGAUAAGAGAUAUCAUGAGCGAACGGAAGAAGGCCCAAAACGCGUGUGUUAUCGUGCUGGGAGAUAUUGGUCGCAGUCCUCGCAUGCAGUACCAUGUGAAGAGCCUUUCGGAGAAUGAUUUUUCGGUAGACUUUAUCGGAUAUGUACAUACGACGCCGUUAGAGGAAAUCAGAGCAAGCCCCAAUGUACGCAUACACAAGUUGAACCCAUUUCCCGAGCUUGAACUGCCCAACGUCCUGAAAUACCUUUUCAAGACAGUAUGGCAAGCGCUUGGACUACUGAUCACUCUCAUCAGUAUACCGAAACCGAAGUUUAUUCUAUGCCAGAAUCCUCCGGCCAUUCCUGCUAUUAUUGUUGCGUACCUGUAUUGCUUGUUGGUUCGCUCCAGGCUCAUAAUUGAUUGGCAUAACUACACGUACUCGAUUUUGGCUCUUGAGUCGUCCCCAGAAUCGCCGAUUGUACGCAUUGCCAAGCAGAUAGAAAAAUUCUUCGGGGCAAGGGCGGCCGACAGCUUUUGUGUAACUAAAGCAAUGAAGAACGAUCUCUACACCCAGUGGAAUGUUAGAGCAACCGUGUUGUAUGAUCGCCCUCCACAACAAUUUCAAAGCAUCUCCGUACAGGAAAAGCAUAACCUUUUUCUACGUCUUUCUGAAAGCAUAAGCGCCUUUCGCACGGAACCUGAUGCAGCAAGUGAAGACAUCGUAGAAUGUACGGCGUUCACCGCAAAGUAUCGUAACGGAGACGUCAGGCUGCGCGAUUCGCGGCCUGGCUUAUUGGUGUCCAGCACUAGCUGGACGCCGGACGAGGAUUUUAGCAUGCUCAUCAGUGCGCUCGAUCAGUACGAGCGGGACGCGCUGGAGCAACCGUCCCACUAUCCAGAUAUUGUGUGCAUAAUUACCGGCCAAGGGCCGCUCAAGGAAAACUAUCGAAAAAUUGUGCAUUCCAAGUCGUGGAAAAAGAUUAAGCUCGAGAUGCCAUGGUUGGAAAACGAAGACUACCCUAAACUGUUAGCUAGCAGCGAUUUAGGCGUAUGCCUACACUACAGCUCAAGCGGACUUGAUUUACCCAUGAAGGUGGUGGAUAUGUUUGGCUGUGGGCUACCGGUUUGUGCCGUACACUUCGAUUGCAUUGAUGAACUGGUGAAGCAUGGUGAGAAUGGGUUCGUUUUCCAGCACCAUCAGGAACUGGCAGAGCAAAUAGGCCAUUGGUUCUACGACUUCCCGAGUAACAUUGCCUUGGCGAACAUGAAGCAGGACAUGCAGAAACAUUUGAAACAAUUUCAGGCUCUCAGAUGGACAGAAAACUGGAAAAAUGUCGCAUUGCCGGUGUUCAAAAGCUAGGCUUAAAAGUGGUACAUACUUUCUUGUGGCUUAUUGCGCGAUUGUAGUUGUAAGUAGGUAGAAGUUUUUGUUUCACUAAACACACUAAAUAAAGAACUGAUCUAAUAAAUAUUGAAUUACGCAGAAUGCACAA